UUCAGUGCGUGGGCCGUGGGGUUGGGUUUUUAUUUUUAUUUUUUUAUUUAUUUUUUGGUGGGUGUGGACUUCCUGGUUCCUGCCUCCGUAGCACCCUCGCUGUCCGAGACCAGUCCUUUCUUCUUCUUCUUCUUCCUUUAUUUUUUCAUCGUCUUCAUCUUUCUCUUUCUUUCUCUCUUUCGUUGAUCUGAAGCACAAGUAAAGACCAGAGUAGCAGUCUUUUUUUACUGGGUUUUCUGUUCUUUUACAGAUCCAGCACUGCUUUGUCUUGCUGUUUGAUUUUGAUGGACUGGAGAAAUAGUCAGCAACAUAGAAAUUGUGGAGCUUUCUGGUGGAACACGGGAUCAAGUUUCUGGAGCUGGGCAGGACGAAGAAGUGAACUAUUACUUUUGGUCCUCGACACAAUGGGAGGGCUUUGUUCGAGGAGAUCGACUGUUGAUAAUGCCUCCAGUGGAAGCUUUCCAAAUGCCAAUGGUCAUGUUGAUCAUGGGUCUGGUGUUUAUCAGUCUUCCGGAUUAUCAUCAAACAUGGGUACUGAUUUGACUCCCCCUCCGAGGAGGGAAAGCAUGGACAAGCAGUUAGGAGAACCUUUUUCAUUUCCUGAGAUGAACAGCCCAUAUGGAAGCAACCAGGAGGUGUAUGAUGGGAUUCCACGCUACUCUAGGAGUAUGUCAUACAAAUCUAGUUCAACAAAGUCUAAGCAGAUGGCAGUUGCAAAGGUUUCAGGGGUUAGCUCUCUUUUGGGUAGAGCUGGUACUGCUGGGCUUGGGAAGGCAGUGGAGGUCUUGGACACACUUGGAAGUAGUAUGACAAAUUUGCAACUGAACAGUGGAUUUGUUUCAGGCGUGACAACAAAAGGCAAUAAAAUUUCAAUUCUGUCAUUUGAGGUUGCAAAUACAAUUGUUAAGGGUGCAAAUCUUAUGCAAGCUCUUUCAGAGGCCAAUAUAAGGCAUCUGAAAGAAGUAGUGCUUCCUUCAGAAGGUGUGCAAAAUUUAGUAUCAAAAGACAUGGAUGAACUCAUGAAGAUUGCUGCUGCUGACAAGAGGGAAGAAUUGAAGGUUUUUUCUGGAGAGGUUGUACGUUUUGGAAAUCGUUGUAAAGAUCCUCAAUGGCAUAAUCUAGACCGCUAUUUUGAGAAGCUGGGAACAGAACUUACCCUACAAAAACAAUUGAAAGUAGAAGCUGAAGAAGUGAUGCAGCAACUGAUGACCUUGGUUCAUUAUACAGCUGAAUUAUACCAUGAGUUGCAUGCCUUGGACAGAUUUGAACAAGAUUAUCGACGCAAGCUUCAGGAGGAGGAUAAUUCAAAUGCUGCUCAAAGAGGGGAUGGCCUUGCAAUCUUAAGGGCAGAGCUGAAAAGUCAAAAGAAGCAUGUAAGAAGUUUAAAGAAAAAAUCACUAUGGUCCAAGAUUUUGGAAGAGGUUAUGGAGAAGCUUGUAGACAUUGUCCACUUCUUACAUCUAGAGAUUCAUGAAGCCUUUGGCAGUGCCAAUAGUGAUAAGCCUGUGAAGGGAUCUCUGAACAACAACCAACGGUUGGGGCCUGCUGGUCUUGCAUUGCAUUAUGCAAACAUUAUUACUCAAAUUGAUACUCUUGUAUCUCGAUCAAGUUCCGUGCCUUCGAAUACAAGGGACACAUUAUACCAAGCACUGCCACCUAGUAUAAAGUCAGCUUUGCGGUCCAAGUUACAGUCAUUUCAUCUCAAAGAAGAGCUCACUGUUCCACAAAUAAAAGCUGAGAUGGAGAAAACUUUGCAGUGGCUUGUUCCAAUUGCUACUAAUACAACCAAAGCUCAUCAUGGUUUUGGUUGGGUUGGUGAGUGGGCAAAUACAGGGUCUGAGGUGAACCGUAAGCCAGCUGGGCAGGCUGACUUGAUCCGGAUAGAGACACUGCACCAUGCAGAUAAGGAGAAGACUGAAGCUUAUAUACUUGAUUUGGUAGUCUGGCUUAACCAUCUUAUCAGCCAGUCAAGGUCUGGCAUCAACGGUGGCAUCAGAUCUCCCAUUAAAUCUCCAAUUCGUUCUCCCACACAGAGGACAAUUCUGCAAAGCACGCACAAGCCUAGUUCCCCAUCACCCAUGUUAACUGUUGAAGACCAGGAGAUGCUGCGGGAUGUGAAUAAGAGGAAAUUAACACCCGGAAUAAGCAAAAGUCAGGAGUUUGACACAGCAAAGACCAGGUCGAAGCACAAUAGGUUGAGCAAGAGUAGUAGCCACUCUCCAACAAGUGGAAAUAAGACAGAAUUAUUCCCUAUCAGGAGGCAAUCCGCUGCUGUUCCUGUAAUUGAUUUUGACAUAGACAGAAUUAAAGCCUUGGAUGUCAUUGAUAGAGUUGAUACCCUUAGAAGUUUAUAAUAUCUGUUGAUAUACAUGAAUCAGGCGGGGAGCAUAAGGGCCUGCAUGUAUGUAUCAUAUAAGGGUCCACCUGCUGAGUUGUCUGACUCCAUGGAUUCAAUAGACAUGGAGUGCGAGAACCCUACAUCUGAUGUGUUGGUUUGUUGGAAGAGCAAAAUUAUGUAAAGAUGAUUAGGAUAUCAUGGUUGAUCAAAGUGGAUACAUACUUCUGUAUGCGAUGAUAAGGGAUGAAUCAUGGGUAAAUUUUGUUGUACAAGGGGUUUUUAUUGUUAUAUUGUCCCAAAUUCCAAUAGCCUCAAACGGUAGGCCCAUUGGGCCUAUAUGUACAGAACAUGUGAUCAUUUUCCUAAUAAUUGAAGUCCACAAUUUUCUUCUC
Messenger RNA from Nelumbo nucifera (sacred lotus), 2730 nucleotides. RefSeq names its product protein PSK SIMULATOR 1-like. The record is from RefSeq and is a predicted model, not a curated record. Gene Ontology annotation, biological process: positive regulation of growth. NCBI's taxonomy places the organism in Eukaryota, Viridiplantae, Streptophyta, Magnoliopsida, Proteales, Nelumbonaceae.